ACACAAGUGCUGUUCUUAAUUUUCUGAAGCCGUAUUUUGUCAAAUGAAAUAGAACAAGCUUUAAAAUCUUCGAAUAAUAUUGAAAAGUAAAUUGUACAAUUUUAUAAUUGUCCUUCGAUGCAAAAGAAGCUUUAAAACAUAGUGCUUUAAAAACAUAACCUGUGGUUUUAGGUGUUGUGUUUGAUUUUAGGUCAAAUUAUUUAUUACUUCCUUAACUUUCUAUAAUACAUUAGUGAUAAACAAGAACAAGCUCCAGACGGCUCCAGUUAUUGAUAUUGUGUGAUUAAAACUGUAAAAUAUUAUCAGUUUCAAAUUUUUACAUUAAAAGUAGUGUGCUCUUAGCCGGCUUUAAGGUUAUAAUUUAAAGAAUUACAUUUUAAAGAUGAAGGACGUUAUCGAUGUAAUGGAACUGCAACGUGAGAAGUCCCGGAAGAACGUUCCGAUGGAUUACAAAUCGCUUGAGUUCAAUAAUGGAUACACGGCUGCCAGGUUUAUAUUCGAAUGUGGCAUUAAGUUAAAUGGACAACCACUUACAGUGGCCACUGCUGCCAUCAUUAUGCACCGAUUCUUUAAAGAAGUUGAUCCUACCAAUUAUGAUCCGUUUUUGAUAGCUUCUUCCGCACUAUACCUGGCAGGAAAAGUCAAAGAUGAUCCCCUGAAAAUUAGAGAUAUUAUCAACGUAGCUCACAAUACACUGCAUAGAGGAAGCAGUCUACUGGAAAUUGGCGACGAAUAUUGGAGUAUGAGAGACGCCAUUGUUCAAGCCGAAUUGUUAAUAAUGAGAAUAUUGAAGUUCGAAGUCAGUACAACUCAUCCCCACAAGUUCAUGUUACAUUAUCUGAGGUCCAUGGAAGGGUGGUUGGGUAAAGAACAGUUGGAAAGCGUCCCAGUAGCAAGAGCAGCAGCAACUUUCCUUCAGGACUACCACCACGAUCCCAGUAUCCUUGACUAUGACCCUCGACACGUCGCUAUCGCUUGUAUAUCUUUAUCUCUUCAAUGCUAUGGAAUACAAUUACCCCUUAUAGAAGACACCGACGAUGAGGCCUGGUACAAUAUAUUUGUUAAAGAUCUUCCCAAAGAGAAGCAUUGGGAAAUAAUGGAGAAAAUUAUGGAAGUGUACAACAAGGAAACAGAAUAGGUUAUAUUUUACUGUCGGUAUUGUGUACCAGUCGUAUUUUUCACAUGUUCGUAUUAGGAUAAGGUGAUAUUACGAAAUUAAGUUAAGUAAGUGAGGCUGUAUAAUCAUCUGAUGGAUUUUUUCAAUUUAUAAGUAUUUACAAGGAACUUACUUCCACUUUCCAGUUGCACUGCUGAAUUAUUAAAUACUUCAUAUCAAUGUAACUUUAGGUUGUUAUUUUGCUGAAGUUAGGUCCAUUUUCAUAAAAAAAAUGAAGUUUUAAGUAGACUUUCUUUAUUAGUUCCUGUCCCUAACACUAGACUAGGCUUUCGUGCCUGCUGUCCAGUCUCUUUUGGAUUGAAUUCUUGCUGUACUAUAUGCUUAAACUGCGAGUUUUUGGUAAUUCCUCUUCAUCCAUAAUAUAUUGCUGAUUCAUAUCCAGCUUGAAGGACCAGAAUACUUACUAACCUAAACUUCUUCGAUUAUAUUGGACUGUAUAUUUUCAGUUCAGAACUUUUCUGGAAGUGCAAAUGUAAGAUAAUAAUAAUAAAAUGUAGUUUUACAGUGGAAGAUCCAUCUCGUUAUAUUACACACUUCUCGUAUAAACCAAACGUUCCUCGUAAAUAAAUAUUUAUAAAUAAGUAAGAUUCAUCAUUCGAUAUUAUAUAUUAUGUACUUGGAAUUUUUCAACGGAGAUCUGUGAAGACAAGUAUACUUUUUUUUAUUUUUUUUUAGAGACUAUUGUUUUAUAUCGAACUGACUACAGCUAAAAAAAUAUAAACGAGUUGUAUUUCCAUUAGCAUUCACAGGUGUUAUUUUAGGUUUUGUAUGAAUAAUAUUGUAAUAAAGAGGACUUUCUAUUCAAA
This is a messenger RNA of Diabrotica virgifera virgifera (western corn rootworm), 1983 nucleotides long. Its product is annotated as cyclin-Q. Bases 383 to 1138 code for a protein of 251 amino acids. Lineage: Eukaryota; Metazoa; Arthropoda; Insecta; Coleoptera; Chrysomelidae. The transcript is spliced from 4 exons. The record is from RefSeq and is a predicted model, not a curated record. Gene Ontology annotation, biological process: regulation of transcription by RNA polymerase II. Gene Ontology annotation, molecular function: cyclin-dependent protein serine/threonine kinase regulator activity. Gene Ontology annotation, cellular component: nucleus.